AUGCCUUGUACGGUACUACCGAUUCAGUUGGAACAAGUCCAACGCUUCUCAGAAACGAACAAGCCCGCAACGAAGAUUCGAGGAAACACAAAGGAAGAGCGCGAUGAAGCGGCACGGCAGUGGCGGCGCGAGUACAUGCGGCAGCGACGGCAGCGAGACAAGCUGGAAGAGGCCGCAUUGCAGCAACGCGUGAGCGAAGAGGAGGCGAAGAAGGGUGCCAUUCAAGCGGAACUGCAGCGGCUUCGAGCGCAGGCGUCAGUGCUUCGCGACAUGGUGGCCGAGGAGGGCAAAUCGCCCAUGUCAAACGACUCCACUUCCAGCAGAAGCAGCAUCUCGCACAACACUGACAUGUAUGUUCUUCACUCGCAGCGUCAUGAGCAGCAGGGCGAUGGUGGUGACGGUCGCACUGGUGACAUUGACAACGACAACAAGGACGGCACCACCAUCGUGAACAUCGACAGCGACAUCCUCAGUACCACCAGCAUGACACGGUGCACCACCAUCCAGAAGAGCUUUUGCCUGUCUCUUUGA
Salpingoeca rosetta is the source of this 531-nucleotide messenger RNA. RefSeq lists its product as uncharacterized. The record is from RefSeq and is a predicted model, not a curated record. The transcript is spliced from 5 exons. NCBI's taxonomy places the organism in Eukaryota, Choanoflagellata, Craspedida, Salpingoecidae. The coding region runs from base 1 to 531 and encodes 176 amino acids.